CCCCCGGCAGCCAUCGAUCAGGGAUUGCAGUGGAUGAGCAGGUGGGUGCCGUCUGGUGGAUGGAAUGGGAUAGGAUGGGAUGGAUUCGAUGGACAUUGGAUCGGGGAAGACGGUGCGGCUCGUCUCCGUUGAAGACGUCUGCGUGGCUGAAUCCCCCCAACAAGCCUCCUCUGUUGUGCGCGAGUCACGGCCUCUCUGUCGUGUAAUAAUAAUAAGCCCACGAAACAUCCAACUGAGCUGCAGCUUGCAUGAGCCAGCGGGCGGCCGCUGACGAAUUUAGUCGUCAGGACUCGCGUAUCCUCACAUAUAAUUCGGCGGUGUAUGUAUACUAUGGCAACACGUCCGUGCGGCAACGACGGCCGCUCAAUCCAUCCUUGCUAGGCCGACGCCUCGUCCAGCGCCUUCUUACGCUUCGACACCAUCAAAAGGCGAACCCCGCCACCAGGUCGUCGAUCGCCGUUAUCUGCCAACUUGAACGACACCCCGGGCUGUUGCGCAGUGCCUGAUCGUCGAUGGGCGCUGCGCUGUGGCUUGAAGAGUUGCGCGCUUGUUGGCGUCCCCUGGACCGGCCGCACAUGUACGAAGUACGCCUGUUCCUCCUCGUCCGAACCACCCCCCAAGGAAGGGGGGGGUAAUGCGGAGCGGCGAACGACUUGGCAGACGGCAGACGCACAGAUGGCCGGCAUGUGUUCAGUCCGGCCCAGUCCAGUCCAGUUCUGUCCCUGUCCGGCUUGUGCGCACCGGCAGUCGGCGGAGUGGUUCGCCGCACAUGUACUUGCUAUAUUACUCCGAUGAAUGAACGUCCUGAGUCGCUCCCAGGAGACUAGGAGACUGGGAUUAAGAAUGCCGGAUUUCUCGCCCCGAAUCUUGGUCUCUCCCAUUGCAAGUGAGAAGCCUGUACCAAGCCGAAUCGCGCCUUCUUCGCUGCGGUUAUUAGACCGCCCGGGUGCCCUUGUCAACAAACAACCCGUUGAGUCGAAUCUGUGCCCUGGCGCUGCAGUCCGUGACUCGACAUCCGCAUUGUCCCAAGAGCCUCUGAACGGGGCACGCCCAGCGCGAUGGCGACGCCGUUCCAGACAGAGGCCUGGACCGAGUACGGCCUCGGUGUCGUGGUUCUCUUCUUGCGCUUCUUUUCGCGGUGGAAGACAGUCGGUCUGAAGGGAUGGGGAGGCGACGAUGCCUUUGCUGUCCUCGUGCUUCUCUUCUGGACGCUCGAGUUGUGUAUGCUGGAACUCAUCGGACAGUACGGCACCAACAUCGGCAUCACAGACGAGGUCGGCGCCACGCUGUCGAGCGAGCAGAUUGCGCGCUUGGAGUUUGGCUCCAAGUGCCUCCUCGCCGGAUGGAACUUUUACGUCUCACUGAUAUGGGCGCUCAAGGGCUGCAUGCUCUGCUUCUACAACCGCAUCACUCUUGGCCUUACGCAGCAAAAGUUCGUCAAGUGGACUGGCCUGGCGUGCUUCUUUGCCUACGCGGGCGUCCUGGGCGCCAUAUGGGGACACUGCACGCCCGUGCACAAGAACUGGCAGGUCGUGCCGUAUCCUGGCGACGAGUGUACGCUUGCUGUGGCCAACUACCUGACUCUUGUCGUCCUCAAUGUGACGACUGAUUUCGUCAUUCUCAGCAUCCCGAUUCCGCUGCUUUGGAAAGUCAAAAUCACGCUUGGACGCAAGCUUGCCAUUGGCGUGCUGCUCUGCUCGGGUGUCUUCAUCAUCGUUGCCACGAUCCUCCGAUGCGUGCUGUCCCUGCGCGACAUCCAGGGCAUCAACAUCAGCACGAUCUGGGCCAUUCGUGAGACGUUUGUCGGAAUCAUCGCGGUCAACGCCGCGGCCAUCAAGCCCCUCUUCUCCAAGAGCCGCUGGAUCGUCUCCAGCAAGGGCAGCAGCGGCGCCACCCCCGGAUACAACAAGAACAAGGACCAGUACUCGCUGGACCACAUGCCCGGCGGCGCGACCUCGACCAUCGGGUCCAUGUCGAAGCGGCGCUUCAACAAGCAGAUGAUGAUGAUGGAGCUGGGCGACAACUCGAGCGAGGAGCACAUUGUCGACGCCACCAAGGACCACACGGGGCUCGCAUACAACAGGUGGCUGCGCAGCGAGGUCAGCGGGGGCACGUCGUCGUCGGUAGGCGAGAGGAGCGGCGGCAGUACUGAGGGCGAUGGCAUCACUGUUACUACGAGGGUCGAAGUCACUCCUGGGACGCCGCGACACAUGGUCUAGUUCUGCUAGAGCACGGUUGUCAGAAGAGCUUUCCCCGUGCUUCAUAGGGGUUGUAUCCAGCUGUUGCUGUAAUAUCCCCAAACCUUCGCGGUUAGUGACGUUCUGCUGGGCACAUAUGUGUGUAUAAUUGUAUAGUAUCAUGACUCAAGCCCUAAUAUACAUGAAGCGC
This is a messenger RNA of Purpureocillium takamizusanense, 2388 nucleotides long. RefSeq lists its product as uncharacterized. The record is from RefSeq and is a predicted model, not a curated record. Bases 1059 to 2219 code for a protein of 386 amino acids. Lineage: Eukaryota; Fungi; Ascomycota; Sordariomycetes; Hypocreales; Ophiocordycipitaceae. The transcript has 8 exons.